UUAUGAUUAUUACACUUCCGAUUAAUCAUAAAACGGCCAAGUUAUAUGCAAAAACUCAAGACAAACUUAUGAAUGCCAGAGAUCGUAGAGUGGGGCUUAUGAAUGAAGUUCUGCAAGGCAUUCGCAUGAUAAAAUUCUUUACCUGGGAAAAGAAUUGGGAAAAUAGAAUAUUGGAGUCUCGCAAAAUUGAGCUUAAACAACUUCGAAAUAAUUUUAUUUAUUUGUCCAUAUUUGAUCUAUUGUGGUCGGCUUCACCUAUCUUGGUCACUAUUCUUAGCUUUUUCUUUUAUACCAAAAUUCAAGGAAAUGAGCUCACAGCAGCAGUUGCUUUUACUUCGAUAGUUGUUUUCAAUGAACUUCGAUUUGCACUUAAUGUUUUGCCUGAAGUUUUUACUGAGGCACUUCAAACCCUG
Messenger RNA from Racocetra persica, 413 nucleotides. NCBI's taxonomy places the organism in Eukaryota, Fungi, Glomeromycota, Glomeromycetes, Diversisporales, Gigasporaceae. The record is from the annotation of a GenBank genome assembly.